AUGUUGGCACGUCUUUUCAACGUGGACGACAGCGGACAUGGCGGCGCCUCGGAUUUUUAUUUUCGUGUGAAGGAUGUUGCACGCAAUUCUUGCUGUGUUCUUCGAAAAAAGGCUUUCUCGUCACCUACGGAAAUCUGUGCGAACACGAACGAAGACGUCCAUGUUGUCCGAGACCUAGUACUCGUCGAUGAAUCAGUACAGAAGCGUCGCAGCAGCAGUCAGAACCAGAAGCAGGAGUGUCUAAUUACAUUCAUUCACUCUGCGCAUUGUACGCCUGGGUCUCGGCCUGCAAUGGUGUGCAUGAGUUAGUUUUUUUCUCUUUCUGCUGUUCGAUCUGGACCUGUUUGUCGUAU
Amoebophrya sp. A120 is the source of this 353-nucleotide messenger RNA. The record is from the annotation of a GenBank genome assembly. NCBI's taxonomy places the organism in Eukaryota, Dinophyceae, Syndiniales, Amoebophryaceae.